Diorhabda sublineata is the source of this 2035-nucleotide messenger RNA. Its product is annotated as gem-associated protein 6-like. The record is from RefSeq and is a predicted model, not a curated record. Lineage: Eukaryota; Metazoa; Arthropoda; Insecta; Coleoptera; Chrysomelidae. Gene Ontology annotation, cellular component: nucleus; SMN complex. The transcript has 4 exons. The coding region runs from base 224 to 703 and encodes 159 amino acids. Gene Ontology annotation, biological process: spliceosomal complex assembly; spliceosomal snRNP assembly.
UACAGCCAGUGCAGUGCAAUAAGUGUAAUCUAGAAACGGUGGCUCUACAUUUCGUCAUCGGAUGAAUCUAAAAUAUAUUAAGUAAUAAAGCGUUUCCCAUUAUUGUUAAUAGUACAAGGUACAAUAGACAAAGCAAUUAUAAUUCCAAAGUGUACAAAACGAUUGGAUUGACAGGAGUAUUUAUGUUAACCUCACUUUCAAAUAGUGGCGAAUGUUUUAAAAUAUGGAUAUCGAAGAUUCAAUAUUCAAUAAUGAUUCUAUUUUUAUGAGAAGUCUUCUUGGUAAAAAAGUACAAAUAAAUACCGUGAAUGAAAAGAGUUAUAUUGGUGUAGUGUACGUUAUAGAUCCUAUUUUCAAAACUGUUGUUCUUCAUACAGAUUGGAAAAGUGCAAAUGAACAUGAGACAGUUAUUAUUCUGCAUCACGCUAUAAAAUCUUUGGAGAAACUAUCUGAUGAAGUUGAAGAAAGCUAUUUACUAGAACCAAUUAUAUCAGUGCCCCAAAGUGUUAACAAGAAGACUGUAGUGAAAAAAUGGUUGAAAAAGAUGAUGAUAGAUGUAAAAGAAAGUGGAGAUUAUUUGAAAAUAGAUGAUCAUUUAUUAAUUGUUCCACCAUAUGGACCUGAAAAUUGCAUUUGUAAUAAUACUAUUAUUUUAGAAAAAAUUCAAAAAAUAUUGCAAUCACUGCCGGAAAUAAAAGUUUAAGUGAUAGUGGUAUUUGUGAAUCAUCAUAAAUCUCAUGAACUGUAACUUUAUAUUACAAGAAAGCUAGAAAUGUAUGAAACUAACUAACUAUGUACAGAAAAUAAUAUUGAAUUUUAUAAUUGGUGAUAUACUUCCAUAAACAAACAAAAUAACUUUUAACUUUGAUCAAUUUGUGCACUACUCUAUAUUGAUUCCAAAAAAUAUAACGAAAAUAUGCGAAAUGAAGCAAGCUGCAGUAUAAGACUGACAAGAAAAAUCGAUGUUUUGUUUCUUCGAGUAAGAAAAAGUAUAUAAACUAGUUAAUUAACGGAACGAAGAAGAACAUUGCUGUUCAGAAGUCCUCAGUCACAUAUUAUCUUUGAAGCCAUCAUACGGGGCGGCCCAUUAGUGUGUGGAAGUGCAAUAACUUACUUAAGGUGAACUAGUUCAACGAAUUGACAGAACGGAUAAAGGAAAUCGCAAAUUCACCAAUACUGCUUUGUCUACCUAAUUUCUAGAAGCUUCAAGGUUUGUUUUGUACUCUAUUGUUACAGAACGGUUAGGCUGCAUUGGCGGCAACUUUCUCCCUUGAAGAGGGUAUUGAAAAGCUUGUCCACAGAUAUGACAAAAGACUCAAUCUCUUAUGAUUAAGUCGAAUAGUAGCUUAUAGGAGUUUGAAAAAAAGGACCCUGGUAGAUAUUAUGGCGGUAAAUUUCUCUCCAGAUGGUAUGGCGGAUAAUGUACCAAAACAAUCCAAACUGUUCGAGAAGCCGUUGAAUUGUUCUAGCAGUGUGUGGACGGACAUUUCAUGAAUCAGAACAACUCCUGCGGUUAACUGUCUGCUUCGUUUGUUCUGAAUGGAUCCAAGCAAUCACAAUCAACAGUUGCAGUGAUUGUGGUUCCGGGUUUCACAAACUUCACAAGCAACACACCUUAUUGGUCCCAAAACACAAUAGCCAUGGUCUUUCUGUUGUUGAAUGUUUAUUGGAAUUUCUUUGGUUUUUUUGGUGAUUUUGAAUGCAUCCGUUGGUGUAAUUGUCGUUUUGUUUCCGGUAUGUCGUAUUGAAUCCACUUACUAUGACCUUCAGCCUGUAGAAAACGAAUCACACUUGGUGACAGCAUCAAUAAUGACGGACAUGUUUAUGGCUGUAGCACAACGCCGACUGACGCCUGAAUGUCGGAAUGUGUAGUGCGAGAGCUUUGCCGUCGCCUACAGCGGAUACCCGUGAUUGGAGGUUGAAAAAAAAAACGGCUUCCCUAAAUCACUAAAUUUUUUUUCAUAAAAUAAUCAAAAUAAUUGUUAUUGUUUGAUAGAAGGAAAAAUGUAAAGUAAAUAUAUCUUCCAUUUAAUUG